Quercus robur (English oak) is the source of this 701-nucleotide messenger RNA. RefSeq lists its product as uncharacterized. The record is from RefSeq and is a predicted model, not a curated record. NCBI's taxonomy places the organism in Eukaryota, Viridiplantae, Streptophyta, Magnoliopsida, Fagales, Fagaceae. Bases 109 to 534 code for a protein of 141 amino acids. The transcript is spliced from 2 exons.
CCCUUGUUAUUGACAGGUUUGAACGGAACAAGGGUUGUCACUUUUGGAAAAAUAUUGUGUAGUCCGAAGUAAGAAGUUGAAAGAAGGGCCUAAGUGCACGUUAAUGUGAUGUCGCCUAUUCCAUCAAACAAAGCGUCAAUAGUAAUAGUGGUGGCAGCAGUGGUGGUUGUGGUACUACCUCUUUUUCUCUCAGUUGUUAAACACAAGGAAUUCAGUUUCUCUCGAUCUCAACAAUCAUCCAUGGCCACUGAGAAAUUUGGAGUGAAGAUUCAAAAGAAUCCUCCGGAAUCCAAACUCACUGAACUUGGUGUGAGAACAUGGCCCAAAUGGGGAUGCGGUCCAAGCAAAUUUCCAUGGGAAUUCACUGCCACAGAGACUAUGUUUCUGCUGGAUGGGAAAGUCAAGGUUUAUGUGGAUGGUUAUGAUGAAUCGUUUGCAAUUGGGGCUGGUGAUUUGGUUGUAUUCCCUAAAGGCAUGAAAGUUACUUGGGAUGUCACUAAAGCUGUGAACAAGCACUAUAGCUUGGAAAAGUAAUGUAUCUAAGCCAGAUGUUGCUUUGGAAUAGUAUUAUCCAUGUUGUAAUAGGUUUUUACCUAAAGUUGGAUGACUGGAGUAUGUGGUGUAUUCUCAUGAAUAAGUUUCUAUUUUGCAGUACUUCUAACCAACGUUUUAAAAGUUAUCACUGUUGAAGGUUUGAUCUA